GCCCCCCAUGGCCCCAGCGCCCCGGGCCCCGGCCUCCUGCCCGCCCGGCCCCGCCCUGCCCCGCAUCUCCCCACCCCCCACGCGUGUGCCCGGCGCCCGGGAGUCGGAGACUGAGCCGCAGCCGGGGAUUGGCGGGGCUCGAACCACGGCCUGAUCCGGCCCGGGGCCUCGUGGGCCUGGGCCCUAGGGGUCCGGGCCCGGGGCGAUCUGUGACCUGUGACCCCGCCCCAGGGGGCUCCAGGGCUCCUGGGUGCCAGCCUCUGUAGCCGUGGAGUGAGGAUGCUGGGCCUGCCGCUCCUGUGCCUGUUGGCUCUGGGUCCCCCACGGCCGGGGGCUGCCAGUGCGGUGGGACCGGCGCCCGACGGCUCGGUCUCGGGGCCCUGCCCCCGGCGCUGCCGAUGCCAGACCUCCUCCCCCCCCCGGAGCGUGCUGUGCCCGGGAGCGGGCCUGCUCUUUGUGCCCCCCGGACUGGACCGCAGGGCGUCCGAGCUUCGCCUCCCCGACAACUUCAUAGCCUCGGUGAGGCGCCGGGACCUGGCCAACAUGACGGGCCUGCUGCACCUCAGCCUCAGCCGCAACACGCUGGCCCACAUCGCGCCCGGGGCCUUCGCUGACCUGCGCGCCCUGCGCGCCCUGCACCUGGACGGCAACCGCUUGUCCUCCUUGGGCGCGGCGCAGCUGCGGGGGCUGGUCAGCCUGCGCCACCUCAUCCUGGCCAACAACCAGCUGGGCGUCCUGGCGGCGGGAGCCCUGGCCGACUGUGCCGAGACCCUGGAGGACCUGGACCUCAGCUACAACAACCUGGAGGCGCUGCCCUGGGACGCCGUGGCCCGGCUGGCCAACGUCAACACGCUGGGCCUGGACCAUAACCUGCUGGCGGCCGUCCCCGCGGGGGCCUUCGCCGGGCUGCACAAGCUGGCCAGGCUGGACAUGACGGCCAACCGGCUGACCACCAUCCCUCCGGACCCACUUUUUUCCCGGCUUCCCGUGCUGUCCCGGCCCAGACCGGGAGCACCAGCCUCUGCCCUGGUACUGGCCUUCGGGGGGAAUCCGCUCCACUGCAACUGUGAGCUGGUGUGGCUGAGGAGGCUGGCCCGGGAGGAUGACCUGGAGGCCUGUGCCUCCCCGCCGGCCCUGGGAGGCCGCUCCUUCUGGGCUGUGCGAGAGGACGAGUUUGUGUGUGAGCCGCCGGUGGUCACCCACCGGUCCCCACCGGUAGCCGUGCCCGAGGGCCGCACCGCCUCCCUGCGCUGUCGGGCCGCUGGGGACCCCGAGCCCCGAGUCCGCUGGGUGUCCCCCCGAGGCCGGCUUCUGGGGAACUCCAGCCGCACUCGGGCCUUUCCCAACGGGACGCUGGAGCUGCUGGCAGCCACGCCUGGCGACGGCGGCGUCUUCACCUGCAUCGCGGCGAAUGCUGCCGGAGAAGCCACGGCCUCUGUGGAGCUCACCGUGGGGCCGCCCCCACCCCAGCUGGCCAACAGUACCAGCUGUGAGCCCCGCGGGGAAGGAGAGGACGGAGAAGGGGGGGCCCCUCUCACUCCCUCCUCUUCAUCGGCUUCCUCGUCCUUGGCCCCCAUGGAUCCCCGGGCCGGGCUCCCACAGGCCCCCGAACACGACGGGGACGGCGAAGGGGGCAGCGUCCAGGUGGCCGAGCGCAGCGCCACAGCCGCCCUCAUCCGCUGGCCCGACCACGGGCCCGUCCCCGGCCUCCGCAUGUAUCAGAUCCAGUACAACAGCUCUGCCGAUGAUAUCCUGGUCUACAGGAUGGUCCCCGCUGGAAGCCGCUCCUUCCACCUGACGGACCUGGUGUCGGGGCGCACCUAUGACCUCUGCGUGCUGGCAGUGUCGGAGGAUGGGGCCACCGGGCUGACGGCCACGCGGGCCGUGGGCUGUGCCCGCUUUUCCACGGAACCGGAGCUGCGGCCGUGCCGCUCGCCACACUCAGGGGCGCCCGUCCUCGGGGGCACCAUGAUCAUCGCUCUGGGGGGCGUUAUUGUCGCCUCCGUGCUGGGCUUCAUUUUCCUACUGCUGCUCCGAUACAAGGUGCAUGGGGACCAGCCUCCGGGCAAGCCCGCGACUCGGGGAGGGGUCAGCAGCGUCUGCUCCCAGACCAACGGCGGGGCCCCGGCCCCAGGCCCCGAGAGCUCAGCCUCAGACUCGGACCCUACGCCUCCGACCCCCAUCAAGGGGCACACCUUGGUACAACUGGACUUCGAGCCUUCGAGGGGCCCUCGGGGCCGACUCGCUCAUGAACGUGGAGGGCAGUGAUCCCGAGGGAAACCCCUCCGACAUCCCUAGAUCUGGACUGCUCCCUAGAAUGUCUCCAGUCUCAGCCUGGCUCCAUCUUGGCCCCUUGGAUGCCUUGAGACCUGGCCUUGGUCCUGAGAUGUUCCUUGGCCUGGCCCGGCCUGGCCUCGCAGGCGCUCCCAGCCCCGGCCCCAGGGAUGGACGUGGACAGAGCAGACGCCAGGGGCCGGGGCUGGGCCGAGAAGGGGCAUGGGGGGAGUCCAUGCUUGGAUGCUGGCCCACCUCGCGACUCCUGCCCAACCUCCUAUUUUUAACAAUCCCGCGAGGGACUUGGCGGGAAAGUGGGGACACUAUGGAGAUUAUGUCAAGAGAAACCUAUUUUUCUAA
Molecule: messenger RNA, 2634 nt
Organism: Antechinus flavipes (yellow-footed antechinus)
Lineage: Eukaryota; Metazoa; Chordata; Mammalia; Dasyuromorphia; Dasyuridae
Gene: LRFN3
Product: leucine rich repeat and fibronectin type III domain containing 3
Exons: 3
Coding region: 280-2268 (662 amino acids)
Molecular function (GO): protein binding
Source: RefSeq, a predicted model, not a curated record